Scomber scombrus (Atlantic mackerel) is the source of this 1809-nucleotide messenger RNA. RefSeq names its product telomeric repeat binding factor a (gene terf2). NCBI's taxonomy places the organism in Eukaryota, Metazoa, Chordata, Actinopteri, Scombriformes, Scombridae. The record is from RefSeq and is a predicted model, not a curated record. Gene Ontology annotation, biological process: regulation of telomere maintenance via telomerase; negative regulation of telomere maintenance via recombination; protein localization to chromosome, telomeric region. Gene Ontology annotation, molecular function: double-stranded telomeric DNA binding; protein homodimerization activity; telomerase activity. The coding region runs from base 1 to 1809 and encodes 602 amino acids. The transcript has 12 exons. Gene Ontology annotation, cellular component: chromosome, telomeric region; shelterin complex; nucleus.
AUGGCGGCAACAGAAACUGUAAACAGCGUCCUGAGGUCUGAUGUCGAGUCGAUAGUCAAUCGCUGGCUUGUUGACUAUUAUCUGUUUCUGGCGACAGAGUUGUUUAAAAAUGAGGAAUACUCGGAUUUCUGUGAAAUUAGAGAUGUACUCCAGAGUGUUUUGGCUCGUCCUUUGGAGUCCACAGACAGCAUGCGGUUAAAGAUUCAAGUAUUGCAGUUACUUUCCCGGAUAAAUGAUGGAGAUAGACUUGACCUGACGUUUGACUCUGAUGAUUCGGUAUCUCCGCUGGAAUCAGCCUUAAUGUUGCUGGAAAAUAUAAGCGAGGAAUAUAAUAUUCCGCAGCAGGAUUUCGAGAGUGUAUCUACUUCAUUGAAAGAGAUGAUUGUUGGGAUUUUUAUUAAAGACAACAGAUUUGAGAGAGCAAAAGAGUUGCUCAACAAACACUUUCCCAAACCAAUGGUUGGCAAGAAAGCGAUAUUCAUGGGUCUCAUCAGCCAGAAAAGUAAUACGCAUGAAGUCAUUGAGCAGAUCAACUUUCAACGGUUCAAGGCGGAGGUGUAUGCCUUCUGUCAAAGACUUUGCCCGUUCACUGUUCCUUUUCUCCAAAAGGCUGCACGACAGCUUAUUGAUAAAAGACAGAUGGAGGAAGACAACGGAGCUGUUGGACCUGAUGAGCAAGACGAACCUGGCCCGUCCUCUACUCCACAAAUAAACACAGACCAUAAACACACAAUUAUCCAGAGGUCCAGGCUGGAGGCCACCUACAAGGCUUUGGCUGCAGGUUCAGACAAGAGAACCUUCACUCAGCUCGAGGAGGAGGUUGAAAGCGAGGAGCAGGUCAGAACAGAAAAGGAGAUUUCUCUUCGCCUAUCACCUCCUCACAGGAAAUCCGUUAUCUUGGACUCAGAGAGAGACUCAGGCAGCCCCAUGGAGGGUUCACCAGCAGACCAACCACCGCAAACGGAUACUGUUCCUCCAACACAGGCAGGGUCGCUUUCAAAGACACCGCGCUCAAAGGCACCUAUAACACUUAGAAACAGGCGGCUUUACACUGUGGCACAACUGGUCAUAGAGCCAGACAGUCAAGGGAGCUCGCAGUGCACUUCAGCUUCUCAGGAACUGGAGGCUGAAGUCACAACAGAAGAACCAGAACAGACACUGGAUAUAUCACAUAAAAGACACCUGCAGAGCCCAGAAACAGACAGUGAGGUUUCCAUAGCCACCAAGAAACGCUCCAGAACAGCCAUCAACAGGGUAAACAGAGCCUCAUCUAGUUUGGAGGAGUUGUCAGCAGACAGUGAGGAGGAAACUCGUCGCUCUGUGACUAGUGAGAGUGUACGUGUACGAAAACACCACAACCAAACCAACAGUUCACAGAGCAGGGACAAAGGUAAUACAGAUGAAUUUUCCAUCACAGAUUAUUCAUUGGACAGCUCGCCCAAUCUGUUCCCUCGUCACCCCCUCCCUCGAACGAGCUCCACUCCUCAAAAGGACCCUGUUGAAGAGCCAGGCCCCUCAGGUUCAAAAUGGAAACAGCUGUUCAACAACGCAAAGGAGAGUAAGGAUACCUGGAAUGAUGAAGAUAUGCUCUUCACAAAGAAAAGCGAAUCACCCAACAAGAGCACCGUUUCAAACUCAGGCCAGAGGAGGAAGUGGACUGAAAGUGAGUCACAGAAGCUGAGAGACGGAGUUAAAAGAUUUGGAGAGGGAGCCUGGGGCAAAAUAAGAGCGCACUACUCCUUAGAUAGUCGUACGAAUGUUAACCUUAAGGACAGAUGGAGAACCAUGAAGAAGUCAAAAUUGGUCUGA